AUGGCUAUCUAUUCAUUUUGGAUUUUUGACAGACAUUGCAAUUGCAUUUUCGAUCGAGAAUGGACACUAAAGACAAAUCCAUCGAGUGGAACCACGAACUCCAAGCUCAAUGAAGAUACUGCUAAACUUCUUUAUGGUAUGAUCUUUUCGCUGCGAUCAAUUUCUCAGAAAUUGGGUAGUUUAGACAGUUUUAACGAAAUAAGGACCAUUGCCACAGCCAAGUACAGAGCUCAUAUCUUAUGUACAGCAUCAGGACUAUGGUUUGUACUUCUCAGUGACUUGAAACAAGAAGACCUGUCGCAAGUGCUGCGAUACCUAUACAGUGAGAUCUAUGUGAAAACGGUAGUUUACAAUUGGCUGUCACCGGUGGAUUUUGCAGAAACUGCGAAUGAAAAAAGAGGUCAAGGUUUCAGAAAGAUUCGCAAUCGCCAGUUUCUGCUAGCUGUAGAACAGUUUCUGGGGCCGAUGGUCAAUUAG
This is a messenger RNA of Lachancea lanzarotensis, 477 nucleotides long. RefSeq names its product LALA0S08e04566g1_1 (gene BET5). NCBI's taxonomy places the organism in Eukaryota, Fungi, Ascomycota, Saccharomycetes, Saccharomycetales, Saccharomycetaceae. Gene Ontology annotation, cellular component: TRAPP complex. The record is from RefSeq and is a predicted model, not a curated record. The coding region runs from base 1 to 477 and encodes 158 amino acids. Gene Ontology annotation, biological process: endoplasmic reticulum to Golgi vesicle-mediated transport. The transcript has 2 exons.